UUGUUUAGGGAGGGCCGGCAGCGUUGCUGGCAGUGACCUACGUCGAGGCCCAAGCUGGGGCCCUUGUUGCGCGGGGCCAGUGUGUGACGCCGCUAACCUGCGUCCUCCUUCCUUCCCGAGUCUGGCCCGGGUCUUGUCCUGAGGGAGCAAGCAGUUCGCAGCGGGCAGAGAUGGGCGCCGGUGGCCCCGCCGCCGCCUCUCGGAAGCCCUCCUCUUCGCCUCGCCGCUCCUGAGCCUGCUCUUCCUAUCCGCCCCGGUCUUUCUCACAGGCGACCCCGAUGGAGAGCCCGGCGGCGGCGGCGGCGGUGGCUGGGCCGCCCGUCACCCUGAUCAUCAAAGCGCCCAACCAGAAGUACACCGACCAGACAAUCAGCUGCUUCCUCGACUGGACCGUGGGCAAGCUAAAGUGCCACCUCUCCAGAGUGUACCCCAGCAAGCCGUCUACAAAGGAUCAGAGGCUGGUGUAUUCUGGCAGAUUGCUUCCUGAUCACCUGCAGUUGAAAGAUAUUCUCAGAAAACAAGAUGAAUAUCAUAUGGUUCAUCUAGUAUGUUCUUCACGUACACCUCCGAGUUCUCCAAAACCUGACAGCAUUAGAGAAAACCAUGAUUCAUCACCCUCUAGUAGCAUCUCGAGUUCAGAAUGUUCAAGGUCAACAACUCCUCCCUCAUCUCAAGAACCAUUACAUACAAACGUGAGCAGUAGCUCCAGUGGUGUCAGACAUCGUAACCUUCCACAAGCACAAAGCAAUCCAAUGCAAAGCCAUCCAUUCUCAUAUGUGAUGCAAGGCAAUGUAGGUAACCAAUUUUCUGGGCAAGGGGUGCCAGCUGGAAUUCCGGUGUAUCCUUCUUUCAGCCCUCUACAGAUGAUAUGGUGGCAACAGAUGUAUGUGCGUCAAUAUUAUAUGCAAUAUCAAGCUGCAGUUUCAGCCCAGGCAGUACCCAGCACUGAAUCGGCUAGUCCUCCAGCUCCACAGCCCACAAAUUCUGAGCGUGCACCAGCAAAUGAGCCCCCAGUAGCACCAAAUGUAAUCCCACAAGAGAACAGACCUGCAAAUCAGAAUGUCCAGAUGAAUGCUCAAGGAGGUCCAGUAAUGAAUGAGGAGGACUUCAAUCGAGAUUGGCUAGACUGGAUGUAUACAUUCUCCAGAGCUGCUAUUCUCCUUAGCAUUGUAUAUUUUUAUUCCUCUUUCAGUCGGUUUGUGAUGGUGAUGGGAGCCAUGUUAUUAGUUUAUCUACACCAAGCUGGGUGGUUCCCAUUCAGGCAAGAAGCAGUCCAGCAGCCUGCAGCAAACAAUGUGGACAUGAAUCAUGAUGGGCAAAAUGUAAAUAAUGCUGGACUUGAAGAGAUGGAGCGUCUUAUGGAUGACGGGAUUGAUGAAGACAGUGGAGAAGAUGCCAUUGAUGUCAAUGCAGAACAACAUCCAGGAUUUAUGGCUUCUGCUUGGUCCUUCAUCACCACCUUCUUUACAUCCCUCAUCCCUGAAGGGCCUCCACAAGUUGGCAACUAAUAAAAGAGGAACCACCAGCAGAGAAAUAGUAGAGCAGCUAUGCUUUGACUCUUGGGGGUGUUUUAAAUACAGUGCAAUUUCAAAAAAGAUUUAUAAUGUAAACUUUCUGAUAAUGAUGUAUAAAAAUGUGUAUUGUUUCCUUUUCAGCUUUCUCUUGCUUACCAAUAUUUUCAGCAAACGUGAACUACAAAAUACUUUUUAAAAACUUCUUUGAAGAAGAAAAUGUUAAAAUAUUGGUCUUCCAUGUUUUUGUUUUAAUUAUGUUAACACUGAAACAAAAGCUUGUAGUUUGUAUGUAAUGUCAUCUCUUUAAAAAGCUGUUAAAUUACAGAUGUCAUGAAUAGUAUUUCAGAAACAAGAGCCUUCAUACUAAAAUGGAACCUGUGUAGGAA
Messenger RNA from Pogona vitticeps (central bearded dragon), 1900 nucleotides. RefSeq names its product HERPUD family member 2 (gene HERPUD2). The record is from RefSeq and is a predicted model, not a curated record. Lineage: Eukaryota; Metazoa; Chordata; Lepidosauria; Squamata; Agamidae. Gene Ontology annotation, biological process: endoplasmic reticulum unfolded protein response. Gene Ontology annotation, molecular function: protein binding.